AUGACCGAAUCAGCUGACAGUCGGGCUAAAACGCUGAACUUUAAUAUCGGGGUGCUCGGACAUGUGGACAGUGGGAAGACCUCUCUGGCCAGAGCACUGAGCAGCACAGCCUCCACUGCCGCCUUCGAUAAGAACCCACAGUCCCGUGAAAGAGGCAUCACGCUGGACCUGGGCUUUUCCUCCUUCACGGUGGGCUGCCCUGACCACCUGCUGGACACCACGGGACAGCUGCCCUAUGACAGCCUGCAGUUCACCCUGGUGGACUGUCCGGGUCACGCCUCUCUGAUUCGGACCAUCAUAGGAGGUGCUCAGAUCAUUGACCUAAUGAUGCUGGUAGUGGAUGUGGUGAAAGGAGUUCAGACCCAGACUGCAGAGUGUCUGCUCAUAGGAGAGCUGACCUGCCCCCGCAUGGUUGUUGUCCUGAACAAGGUCGAUCUUUUGCCACCUAACAAGAGGCAAAGUGCAAUUGAGAAAAUGACCAAGAGGUUGCACAAAACACUGGAAAGCACCAGGUUUAAGGAAUGUCCAGUGAUUGCUGUGGCAGCGAAGCCUGGAGGCCCAGAGGCCCCUGAAACAGAGGAGCCACAGGGAGUACCAGAGUUAAUUGAGCUUUUAAAGAAACAGACAUACCUCCCCAAGAGAGACCCUAAAGGUGACCUUCUUAUGGCUGUGGAUCACUGCUUCUCGAUCCGUGGUCAGGGAACGGUCAUGACCGGGACCAUCUUACAGGGGUCACUGGCCAUUAACGACACGGUGGAAAUCCCAGUGCUAAAGGUGACCAAGAAAAUAAAGUCGGUGCAGAUGUUUCGGAAGCCGGUGUCGGGGGCCAUGCAGGGUGACCGUGUAGGCAUAUGUGUGACACAGUUUGACCCUAAGCUGCUGGAGCGCGGUUUGGUGUGCACCCCGGGAUCCUUGCGUACCCUCUUUGCAGCCAUCAUCUCUGUGAGGAAGAUCGGAUACUUUAAGGGCUCUCUGGCCACCCGAGCCAAGUUCCACAUCACAGUGGGUCAUGAGACGGUCAUGGCUAAGGUGACCUUCUUUGGCCUGCCGCCCGCUGAGCACAAACCUGCGCCCUCAGAGCCUUCCUCAUUGGAAACACCUUUCAUCUUCGAGAGGGAGUAUUUCUACCAAGACGAGUAUGUUGCCGGGCAAAGAGAAGAAGCUUCUGGGCCGGACCCAGAACAGUGGGCUUUAUUGGAGUUUGAGCGUCCUGUUACAUGUCCCACGCUCUGUCUGGUGAUCGGCUCCAAGCUGGACACAGAUAUCCAUGCCAACGCGUGUCGUUUGGCCUUCCAAGGCCGCUUGCUGCACGGGUUCGAAGACAAAAGCUAUGCUGAAACUGCUCUACCUCGACUGCGCAUCUAUAAGACCAAACACAAAGAGGGACAGGUGGAGCGGGUGACGGACGAUUACUCCCUGAUCGGCCGAAGUCUGUUCAAAAAGGAGACAAACCUCCAGCUCUUUGUGGGGUUGAAGGUCACUCUGUCGACAGGUGAGAGCGGAGUUAUCGAGGGCGGGUUUGGACAAAGCGGGAAGUUCAAGAUCCGUGUUCAAGAGGGUCUUCGCCCAGAGACCAAGCAGCUGUUGUCUUCUACCUCCAAGAAGAAAGGGAAGGGUUGCAGCAAGGGCGGGCAGGCAAGCGAAGAGGAGCCCAAAUCAGAUUCCCAGCCUGUUAGCAUUCACCUGCAUUUCAAGAGAUAUGUGUUUGAUCCCCAGAAAAAGAUGAUUCAGUCUUGACUCCCUGCAUAAUCGUAAGAGGGGGGAAAAGAGCUGCUUUAGAGGUCUUUAAGUUGAAGUGAAUAACAGCCCCUGGAGUCAGGGCGGCGUUAAUUUGAUUGGUCUUUUUUUCUUGAGGAUGGAGACAGUCUGCAGACAUGAGAUGGUUGUGGAAUGUUUAAUGCAUGUGAAACAGUGAUUGUUUUAUCUAAGGAGCUCGAGCUAAUCCUCUUUGCCCCACUAGAGGGAAAAGCUACUCUUCUCCUUUCAGUACAUGUUUCAUGUAAUGAUCUGAAACUGCCAAUGUUUGCUGAUUUUUUUUUCUUCUUCUGCAU
Molecule: messenger RNA, 2051 nt
Organism: Cyprinodon tularosa
Lineage: Eukaryota; Metazoa; Chordata; Actinopteri; Cyprinodontiformes; Cyprinodontidae
Gene: eefsec
Product: eukaryotic elongation factor, selenocysteine-tRNA-specific
Exons: 7
Coding region: 1-1737 (578 amino acids)
Biological process (GO): selenocysteine incorporation
Molecular function (GO): GTP binding; GTPase activity; translation elongation factor activity
Source: RefSeq, a predicted model, not a curated record